UGCUGGCCGGUUGCACACGGACUCAGCUCAGGUUUCCUCUCCUUUCCUCUCCCUCUCUCUUUCUUUCUGCCUCUUCUUCCUCUUCCCCCCUCGCAGCUUUCCACCUCCACUCGGCAGGGCCCCACGCGGCUCCGGAAAGACAUGGAAAACACACCACUUCAUAUCAUUGAGCAGCCUCUCGCAGGAUACUCUGAGGCUGGAGUCCCGGAGCCGUCCCCGAUUGGGGCGCCCGCGGAAGAGAUGUCAGGGGGCUCCGAGGAACUGAUCAAAUCGGACCAAGUGAAUGGAGUGCUGGUCUUGAGCCUGCUGGACAAGAUCAUCGGCGCUGUCGACCAGAUCCAGCUGACCCAGGCCCAGCUGGAGGAAAGGCAGGCGGAGAUGGAGGGAGCGGUGCAGAGCAUCCAGGGCGAGCUAAGCAAAUUGGGCAAAGCACACGCCACCACGAGCAACACGGUGAGCAAGCUUCUGGAGAAGGUGCGCAAGGUCAGCGUCAACGUGAAGACGGUGAGAGGCAGCCUGGAGCGUCAGGCCGGCCAGAUCAAGAAGCUCGAGGUCAACGAAGCGGAACUGCUGCGGCGCCGGAACUUUAAAGUCAUGAUCUACCAGGAUGAAGUGAAGCUUCCAGCCAAAUUAAGCAUCAGCAAGUCCCUGAAGGAGUCUGAGUUGCUGCCAGAGAAGGAAGGUGAUGAGCUGGGUGAGGGGACAGAGAAGCCUGAAGAUGAUGCUACUCUAGAAUUGUCUUCUGAUGAGGCCGUAGAAGUAGAGGAGAUCAUUGAGGAGUCCAGAGCUGAGAGAAUCAAGAGAAGUGGCCUUCGGCGAGUGGAUGACUUCAAGAAAGCCUUCUCCAAGGAGAAAAUGGAAAAGACGAAGGUACGGACCAGGGAGAAUCUGGAAAAGACCCGACUGAAGACCAAAGAGAACCUGGAGAAGACAAGGCACAAUCUGGAGAAGAGAAUGAACAAGCUGGGCACAAGGAUUGUGACAGCUGAGCGGCGGGAGAAGAUGAAGACAUCCCGAGACAAGCUCCGCAAAUCUUUCACCCCUGACCACGUAGUCUAUGCCCGUUCUAAGACGGCUGUCUACAAGGUGCCACCCUUCACCUUCCAUGUCAAGAAGAUUCGAGAGGGAGAGGUUGAGGUUGUCAAGGCCACAGAAAUGGUGGAGGUUGGAGGUGAAGAGGAUGGAAUUGAAGAUGAUGGUGGUGAGGGCACUGACCUCCUGAGAGGGAGCAGCCCUGACAUGCACACCUUGCUGGAAAUCACUGAGGAAUCAGAUGCUGUGCUAGUGGACAAGAGUGAUAGCGACUGAGUGGGAGAGAGGGAAAGGGAAAGGAAGAGCUGUGCUCUCUGGAAGCUCUGGGGAUGGAGGAGUAGGGAAGAAGCCUACCCCCUACUCCUCCAUCCCCAGGUUCUUUCUUGUUUUGAACUCUCUGUCUCUGUUUCAUUCUGUCUGUCCCUCACUCUCUCUGUUUCAAACUGGGGCAUUGGCUGAGAGUUUUAUAAAUUGAAAAUACAUCCUUAAGAAUUCACCCCUUCCUUUCCAUAUCCCUGCCUUAUAUGAGCACAGGGAUCUUUGGCAGAACCCACCACUAUAAUAUGCUUCAUGGUGGAAAGGUGAAAGAGGCACCACUUGUUUUCCAAUUAUCCAGUUUGGGGUCUCCCAAAAGAGGUUGCUGCCCUUUCCAUUACAGGGCCUCCAAAAGCCCUUGAGGAUGCUAUUGUCCUCUCUUCCUCACCCCUUCCCAGCUCUCAUUCCUGCCUUUGUAGUCUUCCCCUACACAAGUUACACUUACUGUAAACAUACCCUUAACCUUCACCUUUUUCCAGGUUUAAACCAUAUCCACCCCGAUAGGAAAUGAAAGCCUUUUCUUGAAAGAAUAUGAAGGCAGUUUGGGGGUUAGAACAGUAGAAUAUGAAGCAAACAGGGCCAUGAUAAUUGUCCAAAGGUAGGGUUUAGGGAGGGGGAGCAGAUGUCCAGGCCAGGUUCCAUCACUAGGUCCUAGCAUAAAAGGGCUGGAGCCAAGUGGAGGCCUAAAGAGACAUCUACAUCCACAUAUACACACCCAUGCAGGCAUGUACAUACAUGGCUGUGUGGGAGGAUGGAUUACAGGAAGGUGGGGCUUGGGGAAAGAGGGGAAAAGAGAUGCCACUCCCUAGCAGCAUGGAGAACAGACUAGGCAUCUAGCCAGUGCCCAAGAGUACAGCAGAUCCAUUGCCAGCUAUAGGAGGAAGGGCUGAGAAGGGGCAAAUCUCAAGCUCAAAGGCUGGGUUGGCUAUAAGAUUUGGGGACAAGAUCUCUGCCUUGGUUGACCUGCUGUGACAACUCUAUCCUCCUGACAGUAUCAGGAGAGAGAAAACAAGUUUUAUCCCCUGGCUGAGUAAUACAAGCCAGGGCCUGCCCCAUUUCUCAUUGCCCAGCUGUGUCUGGAUCAGUGAAAUGGAAAGUUGCUGGAUUGGAAAACUAUGGCUAGCUAGGGUUUUGGAGGCGGUCAGGGGCACAAGUGCCUCUGACAAUAAGAGACAGAUGGUGUGUGUGUAACAGAGAAGGACAGAUGGAAAAGAAGAGAGAAAACUGGGUUAGGGGAUCUGUAUGUAUACCAUAUCCCAAGUUUACUUGUGGCACUGUCUGGUAGUUUGCUUGGUAUUCUGUUGUUACCUCCCAGAGUUAGGCACAAUUCAGCUUUGUUUUCCCUGCCUCAGGGGGUUCCUCUCCAGUUUCUUUUGGGGAGAGAUACUGUCUGCUGUUGGCAGGACUUGGUCUCUGCUGCCUUUUGAUUAGAUUUCCUUCUGGAUCCCCCAGGGCCAACCCUACUCCCUUAACCCAUUUUCCCUCUGGGGACUGAACUACGGAGGUAGCUUAGCCCCAAUGAAGGCAUCUUCAAUUCUACACUUUGGUCAAAGCCAAGAGCUGGGGGCUUUGUCCUUCUAAGCUGAAUAUCCACUUCUUCCUUUCUCACUCCUUCCCCCUUCAUUUCUUCCUCCCAGAAGCUGCCUUGCUUUAUGAGUAUUUUAUACUUAACGUAGAAAUGCAUUCAGCUAUUUUCAGCCACGGGUGGGGUGAGGGUGGGGGUGGGGCUAUUUCUGAGAAGGGAGCUUAGGGACACAAACCUCUUUUAUACAUGCUUUGCCUUUUUUUUUUUUUUCCUUUUGUUCCUUCCUCCUCUGGAGAGAUGAAGAAAUAGUUGAUGGAGGAUGGGGUGUGGGUGGGGCCCAGGAUCCCUUGGUGCUGAUGGGCUGGUGGGGGCCAGACUUUCAGAGGAGUGGGAGGGGGAGGGAGGUGCAAAGCAAUGAAGCCAUUUCUCUUGGGCUCCAGGGCUCAUAGUCUCUUGGGACUACAUCCUGGUAAUCAGCCUGACCAAUAAACCUGCUUUUCUAAAA
Messenger RNA from Gracilinanus agilis (Agile Gracile Mouse Opossum), 3377 nucleotides. It is a transcript of the gene CAVIN1, whose product is annotated as caveolae associated protein 1. Gene Ontology annotation, molecular function: rRNA primary transcript binding. Bases 142 to 1308 code for a protein of 388 amino acids. Gene Ontology annotation, biological process: transcription initiation at RNA polymerase I promoter; termination of RNA polymerase I transcription. The transcript is spliced from 2 exons. The record is from RefSeq and is a predicted model, not a curated record. Gene Ontology annotation, cellular component: cytoplasm; caveola. Lineage: Eukaryota; Metazoa; Chordata; Mammalia; Didelphimorphia; Didelphidae.